CUCGAAAGAGACUAGCCAAAACGGUAACGGGAAGGUGAGGGAAACGCGCUUUUGAAGAGGAACUUGGACAGAAAAGCUCGAGUCGGCUCUGAAAACAAAGACAUUCCCAAGGCAUUUCGUGUUGAAGAGAGAGGAGCCGACAGAAAGCAGUGAUAUUUGGGCGGUUUGUUUGCGAUGGGUAUGCGCGGGUCAUGGUGUUUGGGUGAUGUAGUUCGGUCUAUCUUGUACUUCGUACUGUUGGUCAUCUUCCCAGCCUCCCAAUGUUCGAAAGAAGUGAUGACCGGGGACUGGUAUGUGGAAAUGCACGGCGAUGGAGGCGUCGAAAUGGCUCACCUUAUAGCCAAAAGAACGGGAUUUAAAUACGUAUCACCGGUGCUGGGAUCAAAUCGUGAAUUUCAUUUCACACACCCAGCGGUCUCACAUGCGCGCAUGCGCCGAAGUGUCCAUCACACACGGAUACUAAAAGCACACCCAAUGGUGAAGCGCGCAAUUCAGCAAAGUGGCUUUGUUCGUCACAAAAGAGGAUAUAAACCAAUCCAAGGUGUACUUUUAAAAGAUAUAAACGAUUUCUCCGACUUACAACUGAAGCAAGACGAGCCCACAGAUCCUCUAUAUAAAAAAGAAUGGUAUUUGAAAAAUGUAGGCCAGUCUGGUGGAAUCCCAGGUUUGGAUUUAAACGUCUUAAGCGCUUGGGAACAAGGGUUCACCGGCAAAAACAUCACCACAGCAAUAAUGGAUGACGGUAUUGACUACUUACAUCCCGAUCUUAAGAACAAUUUCAACGCCAAAGCAAGUUACGAUUUCAGCAGCAAUGAUCCUUUUCCAUAUCCUCGAUUUACCGACACCUGGUUCAACAGUCACGGCACCCGCUGCGCAGGCGAGGUGUCGGCCGCCAGAGACAACGGCAAAUGCGGUGUGGGUGUGGCUUAUGAUUCCAAAGUUGCGGGGUUACGCAUGUUGGACCAACCAUUCAUGACCGACCUGAUUGAGGCAAACGCCAUGGGCCACAUGCCAAAUGAUAUCGACAUCUACAGCGCUAGUUGGGGCCCAACAGAUGACGGUCGCACCGUAGACGGUCCGCGAAACAUGACCAUGAGGGCUAUCGUAAAAGGUGUGAACGAGGGACGUCAAGGACUUGGUAACAUCUAUGUGUGGGCGUCCGGUGACGGCGGACCGGAUGAUGACUGUAACUGUGACGGGUACGCUGCGAGCAUGUGGACGAUCUCCAUCAACUCGGCCACCAAUGAUGGUCAGACUGCUGGCUAUGACGAGUCCUGCUCCUCUACCCUCGCAUCGACCUUCAGUAAUGGCAAGAGCACCUUCCGCGAUGCCGGCGUGGCCACGACUGAUCUGUACGGAAACUGCACGACUACACAUUCGGGAACUUCCGCAGCUGCUCCGGAAGCAGCCGGGGUUUUUGCGCUGGCGCUGGAGGCAAACCCUCGACUGACCUGGCGUGAUGUCCAGCAUUUGACUGUGCUGACGUCCAAGAGAAACAGCCUUUUUGAUCCGUACGGAAAACAUCACUGGAAAUUCAACGGUGCUGGCCUUGAGUUCAACCAUCUGUUUGGUUAUGGAGUUCUGGAUGCCGGCUCCAUGGUUCACCUGGCCAAGGACUGGAAGACUGUCCCGGAGCGAUUCCACUGCACCGCAGGAACCAUCUCUGAGAAGAGAGCCUUCAGUACCGGAAACCCUGUCCGCUUCCACAUCAACACGGAUGCCUGUGAAGGGAAGCCCAAUGAGAUCAACCAUCUGGAGCAUGUACAGGCCUUCGUCACCCUCAAGUCUUCCGUUCGAGGCCGCGUCGUCAUGCACCUCACCUCACCAAUGAACACCACCUCAAUGAUCCUGAGUCCACGUCCCAAUGAUGACGACAGCAAGAACGGGUUCACCAAAUGGCCAUUCAUGACCACCCACACCUGGGCGGAGCAGCCCCGCGGCCGAUGGACCCUCAAGAUCUCCCUCAACUCCGACAACAACCAGGAUCAAGACACCGGCGUUUUCUUUGAAUGGAACCUCAUGCUGCAUGGCACCAAGGCUUCCCCCUACCACAAGCAGGUGGCGGACAACAACGUCCAUUCCAAGCUGGAGACCGUGAAACGCCGCACCAAACAAUUUAUAUAAAUGGACCUUAUCUUCCCAUCGGACAUUCGCUAACCACAACAACAACAGCAACAUGCCGUCGAGACAUGAUGGUCAGCGUACAACAGUCCCACCUAUCCCGAACAAAGCUUUAGACCAUGCCAUAUUCUAAUUUUGGGCCGAAACAAAGGUAUGGUUUAGCCACAUAUCUGACGAGCCUUAGCCCAGUGAUUGCGGCUGAACUGUUAAAGUGAAAUUUCAUAUGCUUGGUGAAGUUAAACUUAAAGAGAAUGUUGAUUUAGCUCGCGCAUGUACCAAAACUGUUGACUUGGGCGGACAAGGAAGUGUGUUCCACAAUAGUCAUCCACCGAAAUAUUUUUGAUUAUAGUUUAUUUGUCUGUGAUCAAUAUAACAUGAAUUGGUAUGAAUCAUUUUUCAAAUUUCCAACCACCGAGUUUACAUGGAACCAUUUGGUUCUUGACCUCAAUGCAAAUCUGGUGUCAUCUACCGCAUGGGAACCAAUGAGACUUUUGAUAUUAUUUUACUGCACGCUUGAGGUGAGCAGCGUCCCUACGCAGACGUGACGUACCAAACAGUAAUAGACUAGACCGUUAACCUAAACUGAAUGGACAAAAUCCAUGACAAGAAUAUCAUAAAACGCGAUGAACACAUAAGACAGCAUGCCCAACUGAUUUGGAGUUGGCGAAGCUGUCUUAAUAUCUCCAAACCAGAAAAUAGGUGUUGAAUUUGCCUUUAUUUUUCCCUUGGUUGAAUCGUUAGAAUGUUAUGAUGACCACACGAAUGGAGAGGGAUACGGAUACUUAUUUCACAAAAUGUCACGCAAAAACUGAAAUGAUUCGAGAAUAAAGCCAUGUAUAUUUCAAGAUCGCAAAAAUACGGGGGAUUUUCUCCAUAACCAUAAUUCUUUCCUCGUAAUGGGAGUAGGACAGCAAGGGAGGGAUGUAUUUUAGGAUUAAGACUUCGAGUUUACCAAGUUAAAAGAAUUGUUACUAUUGUCAAGCUAGACCUGUAAAAAGGUAUAAAAGUUUUUUUAAUUCCCAUCAGCACUGAGCACAUUUUCUUCCAAAAACACAACAAAUUAAAGCUUAUUAAGGCAGAAUGUUUCUCAUUUGCCUUACCUCCAAGCCUUGUAUAUGUAGACAAUUUCCACCAACUUUACUGUUAGCUUGUUUUAGUACUUGCUUUUUAAAUUUUUAACUGAUUUUAGCAUUUCUCUUUAAUUCCCGUUAAUGUUUUUUGUAAGUCUGCGUACGCCUUUUGGGAGCAAGAUCGUAUGUAAAUAUUCUCUUCCACUAUAUCUGACCUACCUGGUGUUAUCACAGCUUCGUUUAGGAAUGUCCCUGCGUAUAAAUUUAUCACGUGGUGAAAUGUUUGUCUGUUGUAAACUUAUGUCGAUCAGUGAAACGUCUGUACAUCUCGUGAUAAAGUGAUAAACAUAUGUUUAGAAGACUAGAGCUGAAAUACAUGCCUCAUCUUUUUGGAAAAUCUUCGCGUCAGGGAUUAAGUGGCAUAUAUCAUCAGAUGACGGUGUCCCUUCGAGUCGUGACCACAGUAGGGCCUACUACGUGUAGCCCCUUUCUCCUACCCAUCUGCCAUAUACUUGACAUUUCUGUUUCCCAAAGUCUACUGCACGGGUAGUGACUUAGGCUUCUCUGUUGUGGGUUUAUUGACUGCCUUACAUUAAUGGCUAAGUGUCGCCGAAAUCUUUCUUGGAUGUAAUGUAAGAAAUCUCUAAUAAACAGUGCCCAGUGGGAUGACCCGAGAUUUUUUGACAAGUGUGAGGCAUGCCCAACCAGCGUUGCAGUCACUAAUCGUCUUGUGCAUCCCUAUAUAUACCAAGUAUGUUGUAGAAAAUAUAAACAUAGAUAAAUAUAAAUCAUGGAAAGGAUCUAAUACCAAGAAAGUACAAACUAUUUUUGUAAAUAAAUGGAAAGAGCGAAAGAGACUUAUUUUCAGUACCGUGAUUGUAUAUAAUUGUAUAGUUCAGUAGCGUAGCUCAUAAAAUUCGUGUAUUGCAAGAUUUCUUCGGUUUAUGCCUUGGCUGAAACUGGGUGAUUUUACUUAUAGACCAGCUGAUUUUUCCGCAGAGUCGUUCGGAAGGUUUAGCCCAUUUGCUUAUACAAGCGUUAAAGAUAAUGUUUGUCAAAGGGAGUACAUUACUUCUGACUUUCCAAGUACGCAGUACCGCAGGCCACAUUUUUUUUCAUAUACUCAACACUUCACUACUUUGGGUCACCAGUAAUUCACCUGGAAAAUAUGAAGUUGAUCGAGUGAAAGGAGGUGAAGAAAAGACACAGGCCUACAUGUGCAUACAUGUAUACAUAAGCCGACAUGUACAGAAAUUUUUUUUCUUUUGUAGUUAUCGGCCUUUAGGACUAUCCAAUAUACAAGUAAAUGUAGGCCUACAUAUAAAUUGCCCCAAAACAUUCUAGAAUAAAGUAAUAAUUUCAUCUCUUCAUUUGAAUGAAGUUAAUACAUUUAUUUCGCAUCGACCUGUGUGAGGUUUAUUUCAAUAACUCACUCACUGACAAUUUUAGUCUGUACUUUUCAUUCCUUGUUCUUUGAUAGCAGGGGUUGCAGUAUUAUUUUUUCUAUGGUAACCUGCAUGAUGCGACAGGUAAAUUUUCUUUUACCUGUUUAAACAUUUCUUGGCCCGUACAGACUUGCUAACAACUGCCGUCUGUGGAUCAAAAGAUGAUAAAACGGUUGUUGAUAUAUAGGUUAAAUCCAAAUGCAGGGCUUACAUUAGAAGAGAAGAAUUUAUUGUUCUGUGCUUUAAUUAUUGGCAGUAUAUAAUAUAAAUCUGAAGUAUUUCUGUCCAUAUGUUGCUAUCUGAUCUCAUCAUAUUUUUUUUAUUCCAUUGCAUUAGCUUCUCUCUUCACAAAAUCAUAGGUACAUGUAUAUGUCAGAAUGAUACAUUAAAACUGCAGACUGACGAUUCGUGAGGAAUUGAUAUCAGACAUUGGGAAGCGAUAUUAUGAUGAUUUUGUGCAAAACAGAAGCAAAACUUGGAUUAUAGUAAUCAAAAAGAUCAUUUUUAACCCUUUGCUACAUCUUCUUCAUGGCAAACACUCGAGAAUGUCCCAAAGACAAAUAUCACGGUAAACAUUCUCCAUGGCUGUGGGUGGUGGCACAUGAUAUUUUGCUGUAGCCUAAAGUUUCUGAAAACUAACACGUGGUGGUGAACGUCGAGCACAUGGUUCGCUGUGGAGAUUUACUUUUGACUUUGGCAGGACUGUAUACAGUACACUCUGUUUUAAUUUCAGAAGCCUAUCACCUAAUUUUUAAGCGUAUUUACGCCUGCAUUCCCCUUAUCUGUAGCACUAUACAGUAUAGUAUCCUCGCUAUGAAGUCUGCUUACAGGCUUGCUUCACAGCAAGCAGCAAACUUAUAAAGAUAAUCCUUUAACAAAGUUCUAUAGUGUGGGCCUAAAUUUUAACACUCACAAAGCUGCUUAUAUUGGAAUCCAAGGCGUAACACCAGCCGGAUCUACGUUAAAUCUGCCUUCAGUCGAGAUGAUGCCGUGUGAGACUCUCGGCAUGCCAAUGAAACUACAGAAACAACAUCAGAAAUCCUGAUAUAGACAGUUUAAAAUAAAGUUCAAGCUGUAGUGGCGAUGGAUUUAAUUAUGGGAAAUGUAAGUGCCUUUAGUACUGUAUAUAUAGUGUAUACUGACAAAGGCUCAGUCAUAAUUUGAGGGUUUUGAUCGCGAUAUCGGCCUUUCACUUUGAAUUUUCGUAUUACUCUUGCAUUUAACGUAAGGUAUACAUAAUAGAUAGGGAACUCCAUUUGCUGAGCUUUAGUGGUGGGGAUCGAACAGAACUUAAGUCAUAAAGAAAAUGUGUCUGCCAUAUGUCAAAAUGGAAUCAUCGCGAUGAAAAGGCUCAGAGCGUUGUUUGGGCUAAUGUCCAUGAUUUGUCGCUUGAUUGAUCAGUCACGUGAUUGUCAUCCAAGUGAUUGAUGUUUCAUGUGACUACUUGUCAUUGAGAAUCGGUUAUCACGGUAGCAACAAUAACAACGGGUCUAUUUUCACUAUAUGUUAUGUAUAUGAUACGUAUACAAAUUAUAAACUCAAUUCCAGCGAAAUUACAGGAACCUAGUAGAAACUCGUUUUGAAAUGAAACUGUUCCGGACACAUUUUAGUUUACUGAGUAAUAGGCCUACAUCUAUUUGUAUUGAGAACAUGUUGUUAAUUUGUCGUUGUGGAAACCAUACUGUUUUAAUUUUAGUCUUGUUGCACGUACCCGCAGCCAAUGCAGAGAAACUUCCCUACGAAAUAACUUAUCGUGUGGUAAGAUAUCUUCAAGCAAACUUUUCCAUUUUACCAAUAACAUAUGUUAGAUGCUCUACUGUGAAACUUUAUACUGGAUCUCUAUACGCAGUUAUCCACUCCUGUGCAGCGCUCUCCUUCCUUCUUCUUUCGUGUUGUUGCUGUUUUCAUAACUAUGUAUUAAGAUAUAUCUGUUAACUGUUAUACCUAAUAUCUAGCAAGAAAAAUGCUACUAUAUUUAACGUUACUUGUUGUAUUGUAAGGCUAGAAAUAAAAUAUGUUGAUGACAAAAAUGGCUGUGUGGGUGAUUGG
Molecule: messenger RNA, 6685 nt
Organism: Liolophura sinensis
Lineage: Eukaryota; Metazoa; Mollusca; Polyplacophora; Chitonida; Chitonidae
Product: neuroendocrine convertase 2-like
Exons: 11
Coding region: 175-2124 (649 amino acids)
Biological process (GO): peptide hormone processing
Cellular component (GO): neuron projection; membrane
Molecular function (GO): serine-type endopeptidase activity
Source: RefSeq, a predicted model, not a curated record